AUGCGCUCGACGGGUCACGAGUCACGACUCGUCGUUCGACGUCCACAAACGACCCCGCGCGCGCCCUUUCGUUCACCUUUCGAUGUGUGUCAAACGUCACCUUUCGAUGUGUGUCAAACGUCACCUUUCGAUGUGUGUCAAACGUCACCUUUCGAUGUGUCUCCCACGUCACCUUUCGAUGUGUCUCCCACGUCACCUUUCGAUGUGUCUCACACGUCACCUUUCGAUGUGUCUCACACGUCACCUUUCGAAUCACCUUUCGACGCCCCUUUCGACGCGCCCGUCGACGUCCACGUGUGGGCGAACAGUGUACACGGCCGCGACGAUCGCCCGUCGCCCCCGACGUCGCGCCCGACGCGGUCGACCGGUCGCGGGCGUCGUCCACCGGUCGCAUCACCGGUCGCGGGCGUCGUCCACCGGUCGCGCAUCACCGGUCGCGAGUGUCGUCCACCGGUCGCGCAUCACCGGUCGCGCCCGUCGCGCCCGCGCGGCGACGGACGACGCCGCGCGCGGGCGUCGCGCUCACGGGCGGCGAUGCCGUACGCGUCGAACGCGGCGGUGGCGGACGAAAUGGCGGCGUUGACCCGCGGGCCGUGCGCGGGGGUGUCCAGGACGGUGGUCAUGGGCUCGAGCGUCGAUGGGCGACCGGUGCGCGCGCUGGAGAUCGGCGCGACGUCGUCGACGGUGGGCGAGGACGCGAACGACGCGCGGUGGUCGGGGCGCGUGCGCGUUGGGGUGUUCGGGAACAUGCACGGGGAUGAACCGGUGGGUCGGGAGAUCGCGAUGGCGCUCGCGCGAUGGACGUGCGCGCGCGCGAGAGAGGCGGCGGACGGAGAGGCGGACGAGCGACGCGACAGGGCGCUCGCGGCGCGCUUGCUCGAGGAGGCGACGAUUUUUGUGGUGCCGACGAUAAAUCCCGAUGGAUUCGAGAGGAAGACGCGGGAGAACGCGCGCGGGGUUGAUUUGAAUAGGAACUUUCCGUACGCCGGCUUUGACAUGCCCGCGAGCGCGAGUAGGACGGGGAAGAGCGAUAACGCGGCGCACGAGGUCGAGACCGAGCUGGUGAUGCGUUGGAGUAAGACGUGGCGGUUGAACGUGGCGAUUAACUAUCACGAGGGCGCGCUCGUGGCGAAUUAUCCGUGGGACGGGAACGCGGACGGACGCACGGCGUACAGCUCUGCGCCGGACGACGAGACGUUCAGGUACUUGUCGCAAUUGUACGCCGACGCGCAUCCGAAGAUGCAUGAUAGCGUGGAGUUUAGGGGUGGGAUUACGAACGGUGCGGGUUGGUAUCCGUUGUGGGGAGGGAUGCAGGAUUGGCACUACGUCAACACGGGCACGUACGACAUAACUGUCGAGGUAGACGACGAUAAGUGGCCGAGCGAGGAUCGAUUGGAUGACAUAGUCGCCGAGCACGUAGCGGCGAGCUUAAAGAUGAUUGAACGCGCGGCGUUCGGUUCCGUUCGUGGAUACGUGCGCGAUAGAGAGGGUAACGGCAUUCCCGGGGCGUCGGUUUCCGUCGGCCACGGCUUACCGGUGACGACAGAUCGUGCAGGAUUCUUCGCCAAGCCGAGCGCCCCAUCGAAUCAGCCCGUGCGCGUGGUCGUGAACCCGCCGGCAAAUUUUAAGCGAUUUCUCGCGGUCACGCGCACUGUUGACGUCAUAGAUCCCGAGAGAGGCGCCGUCGUAGACGUCGUCAUCGAGAAGACGUUCUGGUUUAGUUUCGGCGUCGUCUUCGUCGGCGCCAUCGUCGCUCUCUUCGCGAUCCGCCGCACCGUUCGGCGACACCGCAGAGUCGGCACGAACGACGAAUCGCUCUCAAACGGUGUAGACGUCGAGAGGGCCAUCGCGCACCGUCGUAGCGAUUAG
Ostreococcus tauri is the source of this 1869-nucleotide messenger RNA. Its product is annotated as Peptidase M14, carboxypeptidase A. The coding region runs from base 1 to 1869 and encodes 622 amino acids. Gene Ontology annotation, molecular function: zinc ion binding; metallocarboxypeptidase activity. The record is from RefSeq and is a predicted model, not a curated record. Lineage: Eukaryota; Viridiplantae; Chlorophyta; Mamiellophyceae; Mamiellales; Bathycoccaceae. The transcript has a single exon. Gene Ontology annotation, biological process: proteolysis.